AUGACGCCAACCCUUGCUGAUAUAACCUCAGCUAAAUCACUAGCCCAAUCAUUCAUCACAUUCCUACACGCCAGUCCCUCUCCUUACCAUGCAGUUAAAAAUCUAACCAGCUUAACAUCCACACUUAAUCAUCCAAUAACCCACUUAACGUUGACUUCAGAAUGGAAGCUACACCCUGGCAAUAUUUACACAUUGUGCAAAGGAGGUUUUAUGGCAACCUUCCAUAUAGGAAAAGAUUUUAAACCUGACAAGUGUUCAUUUAAUAUAAUUGCCAGUCAUACAGAUUCUCCAUGUCUCAAACUGACAUACAAUCAUUCAUCCCUGGAGAAGGGUUUGUAUCUUGCCAGUGUCCAGUGCUAUGGUGGAGGACUAUGGAAUACAUGGGUAGAUAGGGGGUUAGGAUUUGCAGGCAGAGUCACUGUUAAAUCCGCUAAUACUACUAGCAAAACGACUAUAUUGGAAGAGAGGUUAAUUAAUGUAUCAAAACCGGUGUUCUACAUACCUAAUUUGGCAAUUCACCUUAGAACUAGAGAUGAAAUGUCGAAUUUCUCACUAGAUUUGGAAAAACACCUUAAACCCAUUGUAUCAACACAGCUUUUUAAGUCGAGUAUUGAUGAUGAUUGUCCACCACUAAUAUCUUUUAUUGCAAAGGAAUUGGGAGUUAAGCAUGAUGAUAUUUUGAAUUUUGAUCUAUUCCUAGUGGACACUCACCCGCCAGAAUUAGGCGGUAUAUAUGAUGAAUUUAUCAAUUCUGGAAGGUUGGAUAAUUUGACUUCCUGUUACAUCACUCUGAAGGCUUUUAUAGAAACAUUAAAUGCGAAAAAUGAAAACACUACAGUUGAGUGUUUGGACGGUUGCAUAACAGUGGUGUUACAUUAUAAUUAUGAAGAAGUAGGCUCUCAAGCAGGCGAAGGUGCUUUCAGUUCUACUACAGUGAACUUUUUGAAGAGGAUAUUGCUAAAUUUGGACUGUAAUGAGCAGAUGAUAAUGCCUAUAUUCACCAGAUCAUUUGUGACUUCAGUUGAUAUGGCCCAUGCUGUCCACCCUCUCUUUCCCGAAAGGCACCAAAAGGAGCAUCAACCACAACUACAAAAUGGCAUUGUCAUUAAAAGUAACCCCCUACUCCGUUACGCCACGGAUAUAAAAUCAUCCUGUAUCAUGGAACUAUUGGCAGAGAAUGCGGGCAUACCCAUACAACAUUAUCGCGUCCCCAAUACUUCACCUUGUGGCUCAACUAUUGGACCUUUUUUAUCCAGCAAACUGGGUUGUGACACUGCAGAUAUUGGCAUUUGUCAAUUUGCUAUGCAUUCUAUUCGUGAGUUUUGCGGAAUACUCGAUUUACAAUAUUUAUUACAUUUUACCAAGGCUAUUAUUACACACUUACCCGAUAUACACACUUCAUAUACUUCAGCAUAA
Messenger RNA from Babesia microti strain RI, 1416 nucleotides. RefSeq names its product aminopeptidase. Gene Ontology annotation, molecular function: aminopeptidase activity; zinc ion binding. Bases 1 to 1416 code for a protein of 471 amino acids. The transcript has 7 exons. The record is from RefSeq and is a predicted model, not a curated record. Lineage: Eukaryota; Apicomplexa; Aconoidasida; Piroplasmida; Babesiidae. Gene Ontology annotation, biological process: proteolysis.